Brassica rapa (field mustard) is the source of this 1483-nucleotide messenger RNA. RefSeq names its product F-box protein At3g26010. Gene Ontology annotation, molecular function: protein binding. The record is from RefSeq and is a predicted model, not a curated record. Lineage: Eukaryota; Viridiplantae; Streptophyta; Magnoliopsida; Brassicales; Brassicaceae.
AAUCAUUUAACUAACCCAGAAAAAAAAACUAGAGAAAACCCUAUUCGCAAACAUCCAAUGGAUUCAGCAACAAGCACCAUACAUCACCUCCCAGAUGCGAUACUGACGGAGAUUCUAGCGAGGUUACCCUUAAGAAGCAUCUCUAGAUUGAAAUCCGUUAGCAAAACACUGAAAGCAACACUCGAAUCUGUGUACUUCAGACGUCUCUUUGUGUCUCUACAUAAGGACUCCUCUUCCUCUUGGUCGUUAUGUUCACACAGAGGAAAAAAACUGAUAGGGUUCCAUGGAUGCAAGACAUGGGAUCUUCCAAAGUCUCUAGGUUCAUUCAUCUCAGUGCCUCUUGGUUUUAAGUUUAAGGCUUCUUCCAAUGGAUUGGUUUUGAUCGAAAGAUAUGAUCAUGAUUGCUCCUAUGUGGGCAAUCCAGUUUUACAACAGUGGGUCAAGAUCCCUCAGCUUCCAUGUGGUUAUUGUGGUAUGCUUGGUCUGGUGACUCGCGUGGACGAGGACGGCGUCGUUUUGGGUUUCAAAGUGGUUAGGAUAGCUUCGUCUGUAAUGAGGAAUGAUCAUGCCUCCUAUACCUUAAAUAUGUUUGUGUAUUCCUCUGAGACAGGGAUUUGGACUUCCAAGAUUCUUCAAUGCCCUCAUCUAAUCACCGGAUACGGUGCUAGGGCUACGAAUCUGAAUGGUACUAUUUAUUUUGUCACUCUCCAUGUACCUGGAGUAGUCUUAGCUCACGAUUUCUAUUCCGAUUCUGAUCAAUUCAUGUUUGUACAUUUACCGGAGCAUUCCAAUCACAGCAACAACGGUGGGGUGGACGGAGCCUUGACUACAUCCGGAGGGUUCGUCAUGUAUAUGAAAUCAUUAGUUCAAAAGAGAGGAACUGUUUUGAAGGUUUGGAGAUUGAACAACGAUGAAUCUUGGCAACUCUUGUGUGAGAUUAAUGGUAGUUUUGUACCCAUAGCGAUGCAUCCAUUUGAUAGUGAUAUUGUCUAUCUGUGGCACCAAAAGAGUCCUCAUCAUCUGGUAUCAUGUAACUUUUUUGAUAAGCUGGUAUCAUGUAACUUGCGGACGGAAACACUCAUCGAUCCAGCUAGAGAAUAUGAUGGAGUUUUUUACAUGAACCUGUCUGGUUUUGAGGAGUAUAUGGAUGAGAUAGGGAGUUCAAGAGCAUCAGAUUGGAACUAUGGAGCUUUAAACGGGUUAUUUCAAUCCGUGCUCCCACGGUGGAUGGAACCAGUGCCUCGUCCUCCCCAAGUUGAGAUGAUAUAUACAACUUCACUACCUUCUUACGUUGCAUGCUGCUUAACUGAACAAGAGGAGAAAGAGGAAUAGAGGCAACGAUAUUGUCAUUUAAAUUCAGUGUUUUCAGUAUAUUUUCUUCUCUUGUCUUUGGGUUUAUUUAUAUAGCCAUGUGGACUUAAAACAUGUCUUCGGUUUUAUUUUGUGCCUAGUUUCUUGUUUCUGACAAGAGUAUUAUCAUGUA